UCUUUGACCUAUCAUCAUAAAAUUAAAUUUAUCAUAGUUACUAAUUACUAUAGUUUAAUAAUUUGUAUUUUGUUGUUAUAUUAAUUCUAAUAGUGUAAUGAAUGAAAAUUGUCUAUGGACACAUCACAGAAAAUAAUGUCUUUCUAGACUAAAAUGUUUUAAUUCAAUCGACUGAAUAACUAACAUGGCAAAAAAAUAUUAAAUAUAAAUUUAAUUAAAAGACGUGUACAUAGUAUACUUACUUGUGUGUUACAACAGUUAUAUUAUUCACAAUUGAUGAAUGAAUCACGGUCAUUUAGUCCAUUCGACGAUGGGUGCCUAGCAUAUUAUUUUGAAAAUCUGUCAGUUGAAUGUCGUUCGACUGACAAAGAUAAUCUGGAACAUGUUAUUGAUUCAGAUGACAGUAGUAGCUCUCAGACUGCAUGCUCCUCUGCUCUUGGAUUAGACGAUUUAGAAUCUGAUGCUUCCUUACUGUCAUCUAGCAGCGUAACAAGGUCAGAAGAAUUCCUCGACACUAUUGGUCCUCAAUCAGAUGCAAUUUGUGUAAACAAAGGAAAAAAAAUUGAAAAUGGAUUCUUAGCCAAUGGAACUUCCACUAAAUUAUACCAUAAAAAAAACUAUUUUGGCAUUCGAUCUGUCGAUUGUAUAAAUAACAAAACAUGUGAAAAUGAUGAAAAAGUAGCUGGUAGUUCUGCCCUCAUAUUACUUAAUCGACCAGCUCAGGUACCAGCUAAGUCUAUUAGUGAACAGUUAGAGCAUAAAAGAUUGUAUGACCAAAUUAUACAAAAUGCUAAAAAAAAAGAAUCUGAAGAAACUAAAAAACAUAAGCAAUAUUUAAAACAAAAAUUAAAGAAUGAAGAACGUUUGGCAAAUGUUACACAAAUAUGGACGCAAGAAAUAAUUCCAAAAUGGAAUCAAAUGUGUCAAACAAAAAAAUGCCGUGACUUAUGGUGGCACGGUUUACCAUCUAGUGUUCGAGGUAAAGUAUGGUCAUUAGCUAUUGGCAAUGAUCUGUUCAUCAAUGAAGAACUCUACAGAAGUUGUGUUUCAAAUUCCACAAAUAAAUUCAAAGAUUCAGAAGACAGUGACCAUUGUCUAGAUUACAUCUAUUUAGAUAUUACACGCACUUUUCCCCAUUUGGGUAUUUUUCAACAAGGUGGACCAUAUUGUGAUAUUUUAAAAAGAGUUCUAAGUGCUUAUGUAUGCCUACGACCUGACGUUGGGUACAUCCAAGGAAUGUGUUUUAUAGCGGCUAUUUUACUUUUGAAUAUGGAAGAAGUUGAUGCAUUUAUUGGUCUUGUAAACUUGAUGGAAUCCCCGUGUCUGAAAACGUUUUAUACUGUUAACCAUCCUAUAAUGACUUCAUAUUUUUCAACUUACAACGAUCUGCUUAAACACAAUUUGAAUAAACUCAGUGCCCAUUUUAGCAAUAUUGGACUUACUCCAGAAAUGUAUCUCGUAGAUUGGAUUUAUACCGUGUACACCAAAUCAAUGAAUUUAGAGCUGGCUUCGAUUAUAUGGGAUAAUUUCUUAAGAGAUAAUGAUCAAUUUUUAUUUCAAACUGCUUUAGGAAUUUUACACUGCAAUGAGUCCAUAUUGUUGCAAAUGGAUUCGAUAAUGUGUGCACAGUAUUUGACAAAGUUACCAGAUAGUAUAACAUCUAGAACUCUAUUGAAAUCAAUAGCUACCAUUCGUAUGAAUAUUGGAAAACGGUCAUUUAAUGAUAUAUUAAAUUGGCAUCAAGAAAAAGUCCAAUGAGUAAUCAUAAAAAUUAUAUUUAUUUAUUUAUUAUAGAAUCCUGUGAUUUUAUUGUUCAGCUGUAGUAUUAUUAAUUUUUUAUUUAUGCUAUGACGUGAGUAAAUUUGUUUACAACCUGGAUUUAAUUGUGGCAAAGGGAAUUGAUGAUACAAUUUAUUGACAACUGUUUAUUUCUACCAAAAAUCAUAAAUUUGUAGAAACACAUAGUAUCUAUUAUAUGAUUUUUUGAAUGUACAAUUUUAUGUGUCAACAUGCCUCUCUCUUUCAAAUUACCAUUUUUUUAUUUUUUUAU
This is a messenger RNA of Adelges cooleyi (spruce gall adelgid), 2050 nucleotides long. RefSeq names its product TBC1 domain family member 12-like. Lineage: Eukaryota; Metazoa; Arthropoda; Insecta; Hemiptera; Adelgidae. Bases 277 to 1758 code for a protein of 493 amino acids. The record is from RefSeq and is a predicted model, not a curated record. The transcript has 8 exons.